AUGAAACAUUAUGGUGUAAAAAAUUUGGUGUUUUCAUCCAGUGCUACGGUCUAUGGUGAACCAGAAAUGAUGCCCGUCAAUGAAAUGGCUAGACUGGGCCCAGUGACAAAUCCGUACGGAAAGACAAAACUUUUUGCUGAAGAGAUCAUUAGAGAUCUGUAUGCUUCUGAUCCAGAGUGGAACGUUGUACUGUUAAGAUACUUUAAUCCUGUUGGGGCCCAUUCCUCCGGUAUGAUCGGUGAACAUCCACAAGGUGUACCCAAUAAUUUAUUACCUUAUGUAAUAAAAGUCCUGCAAGGUCAUCUACCUUUUGUCCAUGUAUUUGGCAACGAUUUCGAUACAGUGGAUGGUACAGGUGUUAGAGAUUAUGUGCAUGUUUGCGAUUUAGCCACGGGCCAUUUAGCGGCUUUGAAGAAAUUGGAAGAGAAACCUGGCUGCAAAGCAUAUAACCUUGGAACAGGCGAUGGCUAUUCUGUUUUGGAAAUUAUACAUGCAAUGGAAAGAGCAACUCAUAAAAAAAUCCCUUACAGCAUUGAAAGCAGAAGACCUGGAGAUGUUGCUAUCUGUACGGCAGAUGCCUCGUUAGCCAAUAAGGAGCUAGAUUGGUAUCCUAUGUAUUCUCUUAACGAUAUGUGUCAAGACAUGUGGAGAUGGACUCAGCGAAAUCCAAAUGGUUAUGAUGGUGAAUACCUGCCAUAG
Molecule: messenger RNA, 699 nt
Organism: Mycotypha africana
Lineage: Eukaryota; Fungi; Mucoromycota; Mucoromycetes; Mucorales; Mycotyphaceae
Product: UDP-glucose 4-epimerase
Exons: 2
Coding region: 1-699 (232 amino acids)
Biological process (GO): beta-D-galactose catabolic process via UDP-galactose, Leloir pathway
Cellular component (GO): cytosol
Molecular function (GO): UDP-glucose 4-epimerase activity
Source: RefSeq, a predicted model, not a curated record